AUGAGAGAGAAACUUUUCAUAUUAGUCUUGAUUAUUUUGGUAUCAACCUUUGUAUUGUGCAAUGAUGAAUCUAUCCUGCCGAGCUCUGCAACAAAUGUGAAACAAGAUAACUCAGAGAGGACGAACUCAGUGUUGGCAUCUGUGUUGAAUUUGAAUUUGACAGAAACCGAACUAGACAACUUCCUUGAUGCUGUGAAACAAAAACAUUCUGAAGACUAUUCCGAUGAGCACGUUGUCGAUGAACACGAGUCGGCUGGAAUCAGCGUUUUUUCAUUUCAUUGGGAAUAUGUGAAAAACGAUCUGGUGCUCACCCUAUUUUUCAUCGUUAUCGGUCUUUUCAAACUUGGUUACCACCACACUCGAUUCACUAAGAAGAUUCUUCCGGAAUCAUGCUGUUUGAUCAUCAUUGGAGUCGUCUUUGGAUUUUUCUUCAUCGGGGAUACAACUCAUCAAUCCAUCAAAUUUCUCGAGUUUAGUACCAAAGUUUUCUUCUUCUACCUACUCCCUCCAAUCAUUCUGGAAUCUGCAUACUCUCUAAAAGACAGAGCGUUUAUUGAAAACAUUGGUACAAUUCUUCUCUAUGCUGUUCUGGGUACUAUUCUUAACAUUGUGCUCCUUUCCUUGGCACUUUUAAUUUUGAUUUGGAUUGGAGUGAUGGGAGAAAUCAGUCUCAGUAUCAUGGAUAUUCUAACUUUUUCGUCUCUAGUGGCUGCUGUCGAUCCAGUUGCAGUCCUUGCCGUUUUUCAAGAAGUCGGAGUGAACAAGAUGUUGUAUUUUAUGGUAUUCGGAGAAUCAUUGUUCAAUGACGCUGUCACCAUCGUUUGCUACAAUUUGGCAAUUGAGUUCCAAACUCUUCCACAUUUCUCUUGGUACCAUGGAUUUCUUGGUUUGCUCUCAUUUUUGUGUGUUUCUAUUGGUGGUUUGAUUAUUGGACUCAUCUGCGGUGCAAUCUCUUCCUUCAUCACAAAAUUCACCACAGAUGUUCGAGUGGUUGAACCAGUUGUGCUAUUUGGUAUGGCUUAUCUUGCUUAUCUUGCAAGUGAAAUGUUCCACUUCUCCGGGAUCAUCGCCCUCAUUGCAUGUGGUUUGUUCCAAACACACUAUGCAUGUUGUAACAUCUCCUACAAAUCAUUCACGAGCGUUAUGUACAUCACCAAAGUUUGCAGUACCCUCUGCGAAUCGCUCAUUUUCAUCAUUCUCGGAGUCAUGUUGGUCAAUGAGCGUGAAUGGUUCUGGGAGGAUUGGCACCCUGUGUUCUCCGCAGUAUCCGUUAUUCUAUGUGUGGUGGUGCGGUUUGGUGUCACAUUUUUCUUGACGUACUUUGUGAACCAAUUCACGGGAGGAGUCCGACACAUUUCUUUCCAAGAGCAGUUCAUAAUGUCAUAUGGAGGACUUCGUGGAGCUGUUUCCUUCUCACUUGCUUUCAUGAUUACUUCAAACCCAGAUGUCAAAAAUACAAUUCUCGGAGCUACCUAUGCAGUAAUUUUGUUUACCAACAUCAUUCAGGGCUCCACCAUCAAACUGUUUGUGAAAUGGCUCAAUAUCCGGUUAGCCAAAAAAGACGAUCAUUUCCGUCUAUUCAUUGAAUUCAAUAAUGGAAUGGUUCAACAUUUAUCUCAAGGAAUUGAAGGCGUUUGUGGAGACAAGAGUAUGAGUAUUAUUAACCGAUGCAGUGAGUUCUCCAAAAGAUUCGUCCGGCCACUUCUGGAGAAGAAUUAUGACGCAAAGGCUAAAAAAGAAGGAAAGCUAGUUGAGUUGAAUCGUGCUGUCGCAAUGAGAGAAGCACUGAACAACAGUCCAUCGCAAAGUUCAUUCAAACGACAACAGACACUUGAUGAAAUGGCUGAAAGUGGUGCACUUCCUCAUGACCUUAUGGAUGAAGAUCAUCAUCAUCACGGAGCAGGACAUCCAGACACUGAAGAAGUUGACCAACGUGCAAAUGAGCUACUCAAAGACGUGUCCACAAUUCGUUCUCUUAUGCACAAUCCAUAUGAAGAGUGCUACCUGGACCGCAAUUUGACGCACGAAGAAGAAAAAGAGAAGGCGAGAGAAAAAAUGAAAUCAUUGAAGAGUCGGGCAUUCAAAAUAUCAUCAGUAAGGAAAACUAUUGGAUUCUUCGGAAAGAAGAAGUCAGUCCGCAGACAUGCAACACAGCAGGGACUCAUCCAUUCUGCAAUUGCAACUCUUGGUGUCCAAUCAGUCGACCGACCAUCAACAUCAACCCGAGUCAGCGUAGAAGACGAGGAACAGGGACUAACAAUGAAAGAAAUGGAAGAAGAGCAUCCACUUAUGACUAUCAAAGAAAGCGAGGAAACUUCAUUCUGA
Molecule: messenger RNA, 2325 nt
Organism: Caenorhabditis remanei
Lineage: Eukaryota; Metazoa; Nematoda; Chromadorea; Rhabditida; Rhabditidae
Exons: 15
Coding region: 1-2325 (774 amino acids)
Biological process (GO): proton transmembrane transport; regulation of pH; sodium ion transport
Cellular component (GO): membrane
Molecular function (GO): sodium:proton antiporter activity
Source: RefSeq, a predicted model, not a curated record